CGACUGCUACAAAAUACAGCAAGAUGCUUCAGCAUUGUCCAAGCCAUUGGCAUUGUAGGCGGCGGGGCGGUUUUUGGAAAACAUUUGUGUGGAACUGGAACAAGUGUGGAAGACAUUUUUUUUAGAGGUAGAGAGGGCAAAACGAAGUUGAAGAUUUAUAACAUUACUGUUGUGAAUAUGAUGCGUUGCAUUUCCAAGAGUGUAAGAUGUCUUUGGGACAAGCCAGCAAGUCAUUUGUUUCAGCGACAUUUCAUUUCAACUUCAACUUCGUUGCAAGAUCAACUGAAGCCGUACACCCCGCGGCGGGCGGUGCUGUACGUGCCUGGCAGCGACCGCAGGAAGAUCGACAAGACUGCCUCGCUGGACGCCGACUGCAUCGUGCUCGACUGCGAGGAUGGAGUGGCGCUCAACCGGAAGGAGGAGGCGCGACGCACCAUUCGCGAGGUGCUGCACACGGGCAGCGUCAGCUUCUCCGGGAAGGACUGCUCGGUGCGUGUCAACUGCGUGGAGAGCGGCCACUGCGAGACGGACCUGGAGCACGUGCUGUCGGCGCGCCGCCUGCCCGACACGCUGCACCUGCCCAAGGUGGACACCGUGGAACACGUGACCUGGUUUAUCGACCGGCUUCGAAAGCACAUGCCAGCAGACAUGAAAACUCCGAUGAAUCUCAUUUUGUUUACCGAGUCGGCGAUGGGAAUGCUGAACCUCAGAGCCAUCUGUGAGCGGACGCUGGAACUAACGUCUGACCUGCCGCUCUCGCUAGAUGGCCUCGUAUUCGGCUCCGACGACUUCUGUGCUGACAUCGGCGCCACGCGCACUUCGGAGGCGCGGGAACUACUGUUCGCGCGACAAAACUUCGUCAUGAUCGCCAAGGCAUUCAAACUGCAAGCCAUAGACGUCGUGUACAUCGAUUAUAAAGACCUGGAGGGAUUACGGCGCCAGUCGGAGGAAGGCGCCCAGUUCGGCUUCACGGGGAAGCAGGUGAUCCACCCUGGCCAGGUGCCGGUGGUGCAGAGUGCCUUCUCACCCUCCCCCGAGCGGGCAGAGUGGGCCGCUCGCCUGGUGGAGGCGUUCGAGAAACACCAGACCUCCGGAAAGGGCGCCUUCACGUUCGGCGGCCACAUGAUCGACCGACCGCUGCUGCUGCAGGCGCACAACGUGCUGCGAAUGCAGACCCGCUCAGAGGCCAGCUGAGCCGACCUCGGGCCAGUGACGUCACACGCUCACUGACCAAUGACAUCGCGGCGGUCCACCCCAGGUAGGCGCCCUGCUGGGGAAGGAGCUCGACUCGACGUUAUCUGCUUGCUCAGUGGUACGAUUGGUGGUUAUUUUUGACGCGAAGAAGUGGAUGAAUUUUGGUGAGUUGACGAAGCUCGGAAGUAGGCUGAUUGGCCAGAAAGUGAUAGAGCUUAGCAUGACGUGUGUGGAAUUCAGCGUUGCUUUUGUACUGAUAUAAUUGUAUGGAUUUAUUUUGCAUAGAUACUAUUUGCGUGAUACUUUCUUAUGACCUCUCAGCGUCGCUGAAGCACAUUUUUCGUUAAGAUUGUUAAGCUAUAAGGGCAGCUACCUGGAAACUUAAUCGCUGCCAUUUAUUUUGUUGUUGUUCGGAAUUUACGCCAGGAUAUGGCUAGAGCGUUGUUUGAGGUCUCAGCAUUGCUCAGUGGUCGGAGUAUAUGAGUCGAGUCAAUUGGUGAAGUCAAAAGUCUAUGGGUGGAGUCUAUGGUGAAUUGAGUCAGUGAUCGGUGGUUGGAGUCAAGGGGCGGGAGUCAAUGGUCAGUCCAGGAGCGGCCGACAAUGUCUGUGAGACCACCAGUCAGGUGCAAUGUGUUUGUGAAGGAUAAGAAAGGAAUCUGUCUGUACGGGGACCCGCAGUUGCUACUGUACAGUGACCCUGAGUAAAUUGACACAGCACCUUCACAGGGAACAACGAUAAGCUGUCAGAGGGCACGCACAGAAACUGAAAGCCUCAGCUGCUUUAGUACAGGAACCGGCAGUCGAUAUCAAUGUUAUCGGUUGUUACUGGACAGGACAGACGGUUAGACUUGGGGUUCGUGUACAGUAGCAACUGCGGGUCCCCGUACCCCCGGGUAGGCCAUGCUAGUGUAUUUUCUAUGUACGUGUGAAUAUAUAAGCAUAGUUUUA
Molecule: messenger RNA, 2142 nt
Organism: Amphibalanus amphitrite
Lineage: Eukaryota; Metazoa; Arthropoda; Thecostraca; Balanomorpha; Balanidae
Product: citramalyl-CoA lyase, mitochondrial-like
Exons: 7
Coding region: 178-1194 (338 amino acids)
Biological process (GO): regulation of cobalamin catabolic process
Molecular function (GO): (S)-citramalyl-CoA lyase activity
Source: RefSeq, a predicted model, not a curated record